AUGUCAUCGGCGCAGGCGCCUGUGUCUACUGCUACACCUGCAAUGACGGCUGUACCGGAUGCCGCUGGAGGUGUGGGUAGUGCUCCCACGCCAGCAGUGAAGAAGAACUAUCAUGGGUUUGUGGCUGGGGUGUUUUCAGGGAUUGCGAAGCUGAGCGUUGGUCAUCCAUUCGAUACCGUCAAAGUCCGCCUCCAAACAAGUAAAGACGGCCACUUCCGCGGACCGCUGGAUUGCACCCUGCAGACAGUCCGCAAAGAAGGUGUGCGAGGUUUAUACAAGGGCGCGACGCCUCCGCUGGUCGGAUGGAUGGUCAUGGACUCUGUUAUGCUCGGCUCAUUGACGUUGUACCGCCGACUGCUCCUCGAGAACGUCUUCUCCAAACCUCAUAUUCGCCCGUGGAUCCCCUUCUCGCGCAGCCAGCCAGACCUUAAUGUGCUUCCGAGCUUCGGGCAUGGUAUAGCUGGGGUCAUGGCCGGUACGACGGUUAGCUUUAUUGCUGCGCCGGUCGAGCAUAUCAAGGCCCGGCUGCAGGUGCAGUAUGCCGCGGAUAAGUCGAAGCGGAUGUACAGUGGUCCGAUUGAUUGUCUGCGCAAGAUAACCCAAACCCAUGGCAUCCAGGGCCUCUACCGCGGCCUGUUCGCAACGAUCCUCUUCCGCUCCUUCUUCUUCGUCUGGUGGGGCUCCUACGACGUGAUAACGCGCUACAUGCAGCACUCGACCUCUCUCUCUGCGCCAUCUAUCAAUUUCUGGGCUGGUGGCAUCUCCGCCCAGCUCUUUUGGCUCACCUCCUACCCGUCCGACGUGGUCAAGCAGCGUCUAAUGACCGAUCCCAUGGGCGGAGCGCUCAAUGACGGCCAGCGCCAGUUCCGUGGCUGGAAGGAUGCUGCCGCGGCCGUCUGGCGAGAGCGCGGGUGGAGAGGGUACUGGCGGGGCUUCGUACCCUGCUUCUUGAGAGCGUUCCCGGCGAAUGCGAUGGCGCUGGUUGCGUUCGAGGGCGUGAUGCGCUGGCAGACAUGA
Molecule: messenger RNA, 1017 nt
Organism: Penicillium riverlandense
Lineage: Eukaryota; Fungi; Ascomycota; Eurotiomycetes; Eurotiales; Aspergillaceae
Exons: 5
Coding region: 1-1017 (338 amino acids)
Biological process (GO): transport
Molecular function (GO): transmembrane transporter activity
Source: RefSeq, a predicted model, not a curated record